Molecule: messenger RNA, 330 nt
Organism: Trichophyton verrucosum HKI 0517
Lineage: Eukaryota; Fungi; Ascomycota; Eurotiomycetes; Onygenales; Arthrodermataceae
Exons: 2
Coding region: 1-330 (109 amino acids)
Source: RefSeq, a predicted model, not a curated record
AUGGAGGGCGAGGGUUGGAGUCGACAGUGGGAAAUAAUAAUAUUAUCAGCGAAAAAAAGGGACGAGCCACCCGAUAUUACGUCGUCCUCGCUCUUCUUCCCGCGUCGACGUCGAGGACAGCCCAGCAGACAGCGAACAGCGACAGGCAACGCAGCGACGGCUCAGCAGGAGAUCUCGUCUGCUCUCCUUGUCUCUGUUAUAUCAGGACUCCAGACGACGUCAACAAACCAGCAGCCAGCCAGCCAGCAGCAGGAGGAGGAAAAGGAGGAAGAGGAGGAGGACAGCGAGACUGACAGGACAGAAGAAGAAAUGCGACGAUGGCCUCGAUAA